Messenger RNA from Dentiscutata heterogama, 990 nucleotides. The record is from the annotation of a GenBank genome assembly. Lineage: Eukaryota; Fungi; Glomeromycota; Glomeromycetes; Diversisporales; Gigasporaceae.
AUGCCUAAAGUUUCGCUCCCAGUUACUUUGCAAGUUAAUACUUCUGUAAAUAAGGCAGAAAGUCAACAACAACAGGGAGAACAACAGACAUCGGGUCAAGAAGGUGAAAAAACUAUUAGAAAUGAUUAUUGUCAAUAUUUUGUUGAUUCUGGACGUCGCCCUCAAAAUUUCAUUCGUGAUACUGAACUAUCUCAACGUUUCGAUGAAUAUCCUAAACUCAAAGAAUUGACAAAAAUGAAGGACACUUUGGUGGCAAAUAUGGCAACACCAGCAACUUAUUUAAAAGCUGAUCUUCGAACAUUUGAUCUUAAAUCUCUUGGAGUUAAAUUCGAUGGACUUGACCGUGGUCGACAGUUACUCCUCAAAUGGGGAUAUCGCAGAUGUGAGGAUAUUGUAUGGAUUAAAACUAAUAAGAAAUGGGAGGGAAGUCGUUUCAUUGAACCUAGAUCUGUUUUCCAACACACGAAAGAACACUGUAUAAUGGGCAUUAGGGGUACAGUUCGACGCAGCACAGAUGGACAUUUUAUUCAUUGCAACGUGGAUACAGAUGUUAUUAUAUCCGAAGAACCAUCUUUCGGGAUAGGCACUGCUAAACCCGAAGAAUUAUAUCACAUUAUAGAACAUUUUUGUCUAGGGCGCAGAAGACUUGAAUUGUUUGGAAAGGACCAUAAUAUUCGACCAGGUUGGUUAACUAUCGGAACUGGUUUAUCAAGUUCGAAUUUCGAUGCAACUACGUAUGCAUCGUAUUUCAAUGAGCCUAGUGGGCAUUUACUUGUUUCAACAACGGAAAUUGAAAAUUUACGACCAAAGUCACCACCAAUACGAGACAAUUCAGCAUCAAAACUAGGUGGACCACCGGGUGCCAUUAUGAAGUCCAAAACUAAAAAACAAAAUAACAAUGUAAUGGCACCUCAACUACAGCCACAAAUCCCGACAUUUACUCAUCGUUGGAUGCCACCAACAAUGGAUCUUAAUGUAUAUGGAAAAUGA